Messenger RNA from Lotus japonicus, 633 nucleotides. RefSeq lists its product as uncharacterized. The transcript has a single exon. Gene Ontology annotation, molecular function: nucleic acid binding. NCBI's taxonomy places the organism in Eukaryota, Viridiplantae, Streptophyta, Magnoliopsida, Fabales, Fabaceae. Bases 1 to 633 code for a protein of 210 amino acids. The record is from RefSeq and is a predicted model, not a curated record.
AUGCUAACUUUGACACCUUACUAUGCUCAGGCUAAUGGCCAGGUGGAAGCUGCUAACAAGGUACUGAUAGGUUUAAUCAAGAGGCAUAUAGGACGAAAGCCAAAAAGUUGGCACGAGACUUUAGACCAAAUCUUGUGGGCUUAUAGAAAUUCACCAAAAGAAGCCAUUGGAACUACGCCAUUUAAACUAACUUAUGGGCAUGAAGCAGUGUUGCCCACAGAAAUAUAUUUGCAAUCUUGCAGGGUGCAAAGGCAAAUGGAGAUUCCAAGCAAAGACUAUUGGAGCAUGAUGCUCGAUGAGAUGGUGGACUUGGAUGAAGAAAGAUUGUUAGCCUUGGACAUGCUAAUUCGACAAAAGGAGCGCAUUGUGAGAGCCUAUAGUAAAAAGGUUAAGUCUAGAUCUUUUAUUAGAGGUGAUUAUGUGUGGAAAGUUAUUUUGCCUAUGGAUAAGAGAAAUAGAAACUAUGGCAAAUGGGCCCCAAACUGGGAAGGUCCCUUCACAGUCAAGAAAGUGUUUUCAAAUAACGCGUAUUCGAUUAAGGAAAUAGGGUGCCAAGGGCGACGUGUGACAGUGAAUGGAAAGUGCUUGAAACCGUAUAAACCCAUGUUACACGAAAUCGAAAUUAAAACAUGA